AUGGGUCGUGUUAUUAUGGCGGAGAAGAAUGAGGUUCAGGACAGGGCGACUGCUUUGUCGCUAAGCCAUACCACGAGCGACGAUCGCGACCACUCUAACAAAAUCAUUCCACCUCACACCACAACGGCGACCGCUACCUCGCCACCCAGGACUUCUGCCUUCCUCCCGCAAGAGCUCAAGGACAUGGCUGCCAUGGAUGGUACCAACAAGGCGCAGAAGAAGGAGACUUUGAUAUUGCUCAACAACAAGACGCGCGACGGCCACGACGACACUAUUACACCAUCUACUACUACGCCGACCCCUACCUCGCCACCGAAGACCCUCGCAGAUCUUCCACAAGAGCUCAAAGACACCAUCAUCAACGACUUCCUCCCGGAGGCGUUCCUCUCUUCUCCCGACAACACGCCAACCAUCCCCCUCGCGUUGGCGCUCAAUGAACUGGCGCCGCAUACACGCUCCAUUCGAUGA
This is a messenger RNA of Zasmidium cellare ATCC 36951, 468 nucleotides long. RefSeq lists its product as uncharacterized. Bases 1 to 468 code for a protein of 155 amino acids. The record is from RefSeq and is a predicted model, not a curated record. NCBI's taxonomy places the organism in Eukaryota, Fungi, Ascomycota, Dothideomycetes, Mycosphaerellales, Mycosphaerellaceae. The transcript has a single exon.